Molecule: messenger RNA, 4822 nt
Organism: Scatophagus argus
Lineage: Eukaryota; Metazoa; Chordata; Actinopteri; Scatophagidae
Exons: 7
Coding region: 1153-1905 (250 amino acids)
Molecular function (GO): GTPase activity; GTP binding
Source: RefSeq, a predicted model, not a curated record
AACAAACUGUUAUACCUCAGGCAAUAAGUUGUCUGAACUUUCCAGGCAGCAUUUGCCAAAUACUCCCAUAUGAAAUAUGGUCUAAUCUGGCUUUCUGCAGAGGCCUGCUGACAUGCAGGCAGCCUGUAGGAAGACAAGUCUUAGCAGAAUACAUAGCUCCGGUCAAGGCCACUAACUGAAGUAAAUCAGUUAAGACAUUAAUGUUUGAACAAGAGGCUUUACGGUACAUUUCCAAGUUUCAUCACUGAGUUUUGCUAACCUGGGCGCAUCUCUGUUAUCCACACAAAUCGUUCUUAAAGGAAAGAGUUGAAUGUUUUGGGAAGCUUUUUUUUUGUGAGCUUGAAAUGAGAGGAAAACUAAUGAAUAGUGUGACAGUUAGCUCACUUUAACGUUAGAUUGGAAAAAAAAUGGUUUGGUCUUCUACACAGCUUUGAAGCUCAUUAAUAAACACAUUAUAUUUUGUUAGUAAAAGAAAAUGUGUAAAAAAAAAAAAAAAUUCUGUGUGGAACUAUUUUUUAUCUUAGAGCUAUGCUAGCUGUUUUUCCUUGUUUCCACUCUGUGAGGGUACAAGCUAAGCUAACCGCUAACUUUCCGCGAGAUAACUAAUCGAGAUUCAACAUACAGAGGAGUUAUCGCAAAACAUGCUGGACUGCUGUAUGAUAAUUCAGAAACACUACUGAGCUCCAAAACCAUUAGUGAGGCGGCAUGAAAAUUUAGGAUUUUGGGGGCCAAUAGUCUACUGAGUGUCAGCUAGUUUAUUUUUCCCUCUUUAGGGGAAAAUCUUGAGGGAAUGGCUGUAAACCAUUUAAAGGCCCCUAAAAACAAGUGUUUAUAUGUGUCUUGAAUGGAUCCAGAAUGGCACACCGGUGUGUAAAGUUGGACUCAGUUCCUCUAGACAAAUGGCUCUUGUCGUAUACUGUUCCCCCAAGAGAGAGAGAGAGAGAGAGAGACACACACACACACAGAAAAAAGAAAGAAGACAGCCUCAUCUCUUCAUUCCCUGUCUGCUCAGUGUCUUCAGACUGAGCACAGUGACUUUAUUAUUUUACUCCGCUCCAUAUCUGGAAUUUAUUUCGACUUAAAGGUCAGUAUUAGUGCAGUCUAUAAUGUAUUACUACUAUUUAUGGACUUCUCCAUAUAUUUUAUUUUUAUAUGUGGAUAUUGUUCCAUAAUGUUUGUAUUGUUUCUUUGUUUUGUGAGUCUGCUUGUGGUUUUGUACUUCUACUUUUGCAGUCGCCUCCUCUGUUCUGCUCUGGAGGGUUUUCAUGCAGGUGCAGACGGAAGGCUAAAAUUGGACCCAACGGGAAAAUGGUUCCAGUUAAAAUCCUUAUUCUGGGAACACAGAACACUGGAAAAACAGCACUGUGCGUUCGUUUCAUAACCAAGCGUUUCAUUGGUGAAUACGACCAUAAAAAGGAAGUGACCUACAGAUGCAGUCGAGUGGUGGACCAGGAAGCUGUCGAGCUAGAGAUUCUGGAUAUCGCUUGUAAGGAGAGCUCUUCGGCUUCUUUGGAGUCGUCCAUCCGCUGGGCAGACGGUUUCCUGCUAGUCUACUCCAUAACGCAUCGCCUCAGCUUCCUGGAGGUCCCUCGACUCAAGAACCUCAUCGACCAAACCAAACAGAGUCUGGUUGUUCCCACAGUGCUGGUAGCCAAUAAGGCAGACCUGGAAAUUGGCAGGGAGGUGACAACAGAGGAAGGGCAGAGAUUGGCCAAGGAUUUAAGGUGCAGUUUCAGAGAGCUGUCGGUGGCAGAAGCUGUUUUAGCUGUGGAGGCAGCAGUGUUUCAGCUCAUCAGGCUGGUGUUGGAUCAGCAGCGGCCUCUGCCUGACCGCCGCUCCUACAUGCUGACUGUUCGCCACGCUUUGACCAGGAAACUGACCAGAUCCAAGACCAUGCAGUGGUGACACACCCCGCCCACCCCCUCGGGUGCACGAACAGUUCACCUGUUGUUACUGUGGGACAUUUUUGGGAAACUGUGUCUUGUCUGAUUUCAGAAGAAUUUUACUUCCAGACUGAAUUUAUGAUAUCAGCACUUUGGUAUUCACUGGCUGUUGAAAGUUAAAGAUAUAUUGAAUCCUCUUAUCACUCAGGAUGCAGGGAGGAAACUUGUUGAACUCCAGGUCCGAAAGGGUUCAAGGCGUCUACGGAAUGUGUGGACCGUUUUUCCACUAAUGACUUCUAGCAUAAGCCUGCAGCUUCUGGCUUAGUUUGGUGAGGUCAACAGGAUUGUGCAGGAAAAGAGUACAUCACAAAAAUGACCAAAUUUUAAACACUGUAGAUAAAAAACAUAAAGGGCACUUUGAUGCAAGUUUCAACUAAACUGAUCAAACAUAUAAAAACACAUGAGUGAGCCCAACUACAGUUUCCAGUUUAGGAGAUAUUGCAGGACAGUUCCAGCUCAGCUGAAGGUUAUCUGGGAAACAGGUUGGAUCCAGAUGAAAGCAACAUUAGGAGAAAUACAGCAAUGUGUACAGAGUUGGGGUGAGCUUCAGUAAUGGGUGAUCAUAUCAGCCCCUCUCAUCCCCUUUAAAAGCAAACAGACCGGGAACAGCAAAUAUACAAUGGGCCAAAUUUAGAUAUAGAACAAGUUAUUUUAGAAGACAUUAAUAUCUGUGCAGUCAGGGUAGAGGUGCCAUGAGGUAACUGCACAUGUAACCAAUUGCACUCGUGCAUUCCUGUACCUUUACUGUACACAUGCACAGCAAUUCCAAACAAAAGUUUGUUUAAGCCAGUACAUGAUUGUAAAUUGUAAACCGAGAGCCACAGAAGUUUGUGUCCUAAUUUGUUAUGUAAUAUAUUUUCCAGUAGAGGGCGAUAGAGUUCUUGCAUCUGGUGCAGACUUACCACAGUUAUGCAGCAUGUCAAAUACACUAUUUGGCCAAAGGUGUAAGAAUACCCCUGGUGUGGAAAAAGUUCACUAGCCUCACAAAGCCCUGACCUCAACACCAUCGAAAGCCUGUGGGACAAAUUAGACUGCUGACCUUGAGCCAGGCCUUGUGGCCCAACAUCAGUGAGAUCCAAAAUCUUACAAAACCUUCCCAGAACAACGAAGGCUGGUUUAACAGCAAAUGAAUGUUUUUUUUCUUUGAGACAUUUAAGAAUCACAAAUAUCUGUAAUGUUAGUGUGUCCACGUACUUUUUGCAAGUCUGUCAGGUUCACUUUUUUUAUAUUUUGACAUUGUCAUGUGUAAUUUGUACAAGCAUCAAGCCAGUCAAUUAAUGAAGCAGCCACUGUAGUCCAUCAGUUGGGUUGAGUAAAACAGUUAAACUUGCCCUUGUUGUAGGAGUUUGUAGAUGAUGUAACAGUGUGUUAGGAAUGAGACUGGCUUUGAUUACAGUCUUGGCAUGAUUUGACUUAUUCUCUGUUCCUUUCCAUGUAUCCUCGGUGCUCACUCUGAACUUCUGAACUUUAUGAUCAGCGAGAGACGUCUGAAAAAAAGAGGGACAGGAAAAAGCAAGUCAGUGAGCUGCAGAAAAUAAGACAGACUAUAAGAAGGACGGAAAAUGUUUGGCUUCUUUGACAUCUUAUUUGUCCAUAAGGAGCACAAAAAGGAAAGGGGAGCUGCUCAGUUGCAGCCACUCUGAGUGAGGCCACAGCGUUUAUACACACUGCUCUAUCUCCAGCCACUCGUAAAAGCAUUAUGGGAAAAUUGACUGUGUGCUUACUCUUCAUCUCGCCGUUACAUCCACCCCCAUUACCUUUUAUUAUACACUCCACCCAGCUACCACCAACCAACCAGCCGCAGAACUCCACUGGGCUUCAUGUACAAACACAGAGGAUUACAAACAAACUUUACAUUAUAUCAGUCCCCAUUUGGACACUAUGGCUGGCAUUUUUCAGAAUUGGCCCUUUAGCGUUUGUAUUAGUUUAUAUAGCAGUUUUCACUUUUAAUGGCGGAGUCCACCUUUCCCGUGCAGGAUUCAAGUUGUAUAGACAAGGGUUGCACCAGAAAUUAUGCAUAAAUAUAGUGAACUGAAUCUCAAAGCGGGAUUCAGGGAUUCCCAAGGGGUCCUUGAGGUGGUUCCAGGGGAUCUACAGCAAAAAGAGGAAUACUUAAUAUUCACUGUAGUUCCAUCCUAACUACAGGAUGUAUGACUAUUUUGGUCAUGUUUCAUACAUUUUCUAUUAUAAAACAUCUAAAAUCAAAAUUCUGAGCGAAAUCUUAUUAAAUGGGGAUUUGUAGUCUAAUUUGUGUCAGUUUAGGGGUCUUUGAAGUGGAAAAAAUGGAGAACAGUUGACAUAGGCUACGGGACAGAAAUGACAAAAGCCAUGUUCUUUUUCCCUCUCUUCUUUAUUUAACUACUGUGACUUGAUGAAUCCUCUUGGACCACAAUUUCCUUGGCUGCACUGUAAACAGAUGCAAAAACAGUUUCUCUCUCUUCUGUAGCAUUUUUGACAGUAUGCUGCUUGAGGCCUAUUGCUGCUCCCAUAAAUGGAAUUUUGAACUUUUGCAGGUAUCUCAGCGGUGGGGGAAGUAAUCACAUACAUACUACACAUACAUACUAAAAUAAAAUUCAGAGUAUCAAGUAUAAAAGUUAAAAGUGCUCAGAAUGGUUUCUGGUUAUAUUAUUAUUAUAGAAUCUGAUAUUAUUCUGUUUUAAUCACCAACAAAUACAAAUACAAGCAUUUUCAUGUUAUAGUUUUUCAAUGUCAAGGCAAUUUUAGAUACGGGUGGAUUAGUAAUAUAGUACUGCAUCACAACAUGGAAGGUCAAAAUUGUCCUCAAGCACAAUACUUGAGUAAAUGUAUUUGGUUACGUUUCACCCCUGGGGGAUCUGUGUUAUUAAAAUGCACCUGCUGUUACCAUCAGUAACCACAGG